AUGGCAUGGGUCCCCAAUCCAACACUUCAUCCGAGACAGUACACUGACUUCAUCGACACAGACGAAAAAAGACAAAGUGCACUGGCGAAAAACCUAGAGACUGUCAAGAGAAAGAGGAGGGCAUCUAGAUCACCGGGGGCCGCUUCGUCAAGUGCUGGCUCAGUCUUCACACCUGACUCCAUACCAAGACAGAGAAAUAGGCGAGUGCCCACGGUAGAAAGAACCUCAAGACGCAUUGACAGAAUAACCAUCCACGACGAACCCUCUGGAUCUUGGUCUUCUCCUCUACCAGAAGUGACCCCGUCACCAACUUCACUCGACAAUGCAGUAGACGAAUACCGAAGACGGCUGUACUUCCAGCCCCUGCCACUCUUUGACCCUCAAGGUCUGAGAGAACGUAUCCAGAGAUCCCCCAUGUUUCUGCAAUGGAUCUUUCUCGCCCUUGCUCUCUCGAAUCUACCGUAUGAUGCGAGCAGCGCCAAAGAAGCUGACCUUAUUCAUUCUCAUGCGAGAGCCGCGCGAGAUACAGUUUUGGAUCUUGCCAUGCAAGGAACUGCCCAGUUGGAAAUCUCACAGGCGUUGUGUUUACUCGCGUUGGGCGAUAUACUCGAAGGAAGACCAGCCCUCGCUUUAAUGACGAUAGGAGCUGUCUGCAGACUUGAACUCGUCCGCGGAGCAGGAUACGCCGAAUCCCCCAGCGACGCCAGUCUACGAUGCUAUUGGAGUGUCUUUAUUCUAGAAAAGGGCUUCACACCCCGUUUCACGCUUCUAUCUCAAACACACUCCAAGCCAGAGUAUCCUCGCAGCGCACGCGAGCCCUCACCCCCAGCAUAUAUAGGCGAUGAAGAGUACGCGCCAGACUUGGUCACUAUCCGCGAUGAUCUAAGAACAGAUCCAGGAAUUACCUCACAUGCUGUACGCGCGGUGUCUUUCUGCGGAGACGUCAUAGCGUAUCUUCAUGCUCUACGUAUAGGAAAGGCGGAUAACCCCGCUGACACAAACUCCAACUUUUACCAGCUCACAAAUACACUGUAUGAUCUCGAGUCGCAGCUUGGGCAUAUACAUUUUGUCCGCAACGUGGGCUUUUCAGAAAGAACUUCGGAGGAGUUUGAGAGACAUAGGGAAUAUUGGGCGCCGUGGUUACUGUUCCAGAUGACAGCGCAUGCGUCGCAGGCUUUGUUGAAUCACCCGUUUAUCCAUCUUGUCUUGCUACGACGAGCGAAUCGACCAUCGCAGCCUCGGCUCUUUCUUCAACAGACAGUUGAUCAGGCCAUGUUUCAUUCCGCGUGGGUUACGAGCCAAGCUCACGAUAACAACAUGAUAAGUUUCCAGCCGUCCAAGAUCUGGCAGCUCAUCGACACGGAUAUAAUGGACGCUGUGGCGCCGCAGCCGACGAGCGGAGAAGCGGUGGGGAACCAGGCUGAUGCGUCCAAGACGACUGUGAGCGUGCAGACGACUUUUGUUCAUCCUGUUGGUGGUGAGAGGAGGGUGGAGCAGCGGCAGACUAAUAUGACUGAGAGUCUUGUCGCUUAA
Fusarium pseudograminearum CS3096 is the source of this 1533-nucleotide messenger RNA. RefSeq lists its product as uncharacterized. Gene Ontology annotation, cellular component: nucleus. The record is from RefSeq and is a predicted model, not a curated record. Bases 1 to 1533 code for a protein of 510 amino acids. NCBI's taxonomy places the organism in Eukaryota, Fungi, Ascomycota, Sordariomycetes, Hypocreales, Nectriaceae. The transcript is spliced from 7 exons.